CUUCACACGAUCAUCCCAAUACAUUAGAAACCCUAAUCAAAUCUCAAAUGCAAUGACGGACUCUUACGAACUGCGACCAAGGUGGUCUAUUCGUGCAAACGUUGAUCAAGAAACGGUUGAAGAUUACUACAGGCGUUUUCCCCAUUUGUUCGCUAUAAAGCUACAUCAUGGUGGUUGUUUCACUAAGUUUCCAAACUUUGAGUAUGUGGAGGGUAAGCACAACUAUGUUGAUCAGUUAGAUCCUGACUUUUUCUCUGUUCAUGAGUUGGAUUUGGUAUUGAAAAAGUUAGGGUAUGCAACAGAUGUUAUUAGGUAUUAUCAUUAUAAGAUACCUAAUCAGGAACUAGGAUUUGGCCUUCGUGCUCUAGGUAGUGACUUAGAUGUUAUUGACUUUUGCAAGUACACAACUGAUUUUAAGACCAUGCAUGUUUACACUGAGUUUGAAGUAACAAAUGUGCAUACAUAUUUCUAUUCCCCUGCAAAAAGUAGGAUUGCUGAAGUUGUUGAUGGACUGGAUGGUGUUGAGAUCAUUAGGAAAAAUCCAAGGAUGAUGUUAGGCUGGCAUCCCUUAGCACAAGUGUCUCCGAACCAGAUCUGUGUAUCAUUGCACCUCUACUUUUCUUUGUAA
This is a messenger RNA of Helianthus annuus (common sunflower), 628 nucleotides long. RefSeq lists its product as uncharacterized. The record is from RefSeq and is a predicted model, not a curated record. The coding region runs from base 53 to 628 and encodes 191 amino acids. The transcript is spliced from 2 exons. Lineage: Eukaryota; Viridiplantae; Streptophyta; Magnoliopsida; Asterales; Asteraceae.